CGGAACCAUUGCGACGCCCUUUUCCCAGAGUAUCGCAACCACCCACCGACAGCACCACCCCCCCACGCCAUCACGAUGGCUUCCGAACUCAGCAAGAAGCGCAAGCUCAAGGACGCCAAGAUUGCGACCGAAGAUGGUGCCGCCACCGACAAGAAGACCAAGAAGGUGAAGAAGGACAAGAAGGAGAAGAAGGCCGCCGAAGAGGUCGUCGAGGACACCACCCCCGAGGAGGAGAACGAUGCCCAAAAGGCGGAGGAACAACAAGAUGGCGACGAGGUCAUCCCCACCGGCAACGAGGACAAGGAGGACAGCGACGACAAGGACGCUGAGGCCGGCGACGAACUUACAAAGACCAACGACUCCCUCAUCGCCCCGUCCAUCGCGACCAAUGCCACCGACUUCUCCGAGCUCAACCUGUCCGACAAGACCAUGAAGGCCAUUGCUGAGAUGGGCUUCACCAAGAUGACCGAGAUCCAGAGGAGAGGUAUCCCGCCUCUGCUCGCCGGCAAGGACGUCCUCGGUGCGGCCAAGACCGGUUCCGGCAAGACCCUCGCUUUCCUCAUUCCCGCCAUCGAGAUGCUCAGCUCCCUGCGCUUCAAGCCGAGAAACGGUACCGGCGCCAUCGUUGUUACGCCUACCCGCGAAUUGGCCCUCCAGAUCUUCGGCGUCGCCCGCGAGCUCAUGAAGAACCACUCCCAAACAUACGGCGUCGUCAUUGGUGGUGCCAACCGUCGUGCUGAGGCCGAGAAGCUGGGCAAGGGCGUCAACCUGCUCAUUGCUACCCCCGGUCGUCUGCUCGAUCACCUGCAAAACACUCCCUUUGUGUUCAAGAACAUGCGAUCGCUCAUCAUCGACGAGGCCGACCGUAUUCUCGAGAUUGGUUUCGAGGACGAAAUGCGCCAGAUUAUCAAGAUUCUGCCCAAGGAGGACCGUCAGACCAUGCUCUUCUCCGCCACACAAACCACCAAGGUCGAGGAUCUCGCCCGUAUCUCGCUCCGUCCCGGUCCUCUUUACGUCAACGUCGAUGAGGAGAAGCAGUUCAGCACGGUCGAGGGUCUGGACCAAGGCUACGUUGUUGUCGACGCCGACAAGCGCUUCCUGCUCCUCUUCUCUUUCCUCAAGAAGAUGCAGAAGAAGAAGGUCAUUGUCUUCUUCUCGUCCUGCAACUCGGUCAAGUACUACUCCGAACUGCUCCAGUACAUCGAUCUCCAGGUUCUCGAUCUCCACGGCAAGCAGAAGCAGCAGAAGCGCACAAACACCUUUUUCGAAUUCUGCAACGCCAAGCAGGGCACCCUCAUCUGCACGGACGUUGCCGCUCGUGGUCUCGAUAUCCCGGCCGUUGACUGGAUCGUCCAGUUCGAUCCUCCUGAUGACCCGCGCGACUACAUUCACCGCGUCGGUCGUACCGCCCGUGGUAACAACACCAAGGGCCGUUCGCUGCUCUUCCUCCAGCCCAACGAGUUGGGUUUCCUCGCCCAUCUCAAGGCCGCCAAGGUCCCCGUGGUGGAAUACGACUUCCCCAAGAGCAAGAUUCUCAACGUUCAGUCCCAGCUGGAGAAGCUGAUCGGCCAGAACUACUACCUUAACCAGAGUGCCAAGGAUGGUUACAGGUCGUAUCUCCACGCCUACGCUUCGCACAGUUUGCGGUCGGUGUUUGAUAUCCAUAAGCUUGACUUGGUCAAGGUGGCCAAGUCCUUCGGCUUCUCCACUCCUCCCAGGGUAGACAUCACCCUGGCCUCCAGCAUGUCGCGUGACAAGAAGCAGACGAGCAGGAGAGCGUAUGGUAGCCAACCGAAGCAGAACCGCCACUAAGCGAGGCGGGAUUCGGUGUUCGUCUUGUUGUUGUUGUUGUUGGUUAGAAUACGAAAAGGGGAUGAUUUGUCAAUGUUCUCUCUUAGAUAUCCAUCGGGCAUUCGGUGUGGAGCAUAGUGGUGUUUUCUUUUGUGUUGCUCACUUGCUGUUGUUUCUUGUUGUUGUUUGCGCAAGCUUCCAAGGCGUUUUUGGUUGAAAAGUAAAACUGGGGGGCUUCAAAUCAACAAUUAAUUCUUACU
Messenger RNA from Neurospora tetrasperma FGSC 2508, 2051 nucleotides. RefSeq names its product ATP-dependent RNA helicase has-1. The coding region runs from base 76 to 1812 and encodes 578 amino acids. Gene Ontology annotation, cellular component: nucleolus. Gene Ontology annotation, molecular function: RNA helicase activity; nucleic acid binding; ATP binding. Lineage: Eukaryota; Fungi; Ascomycota; Sordariomycetes; Sordariales; Sordariaceae. The transcript has 2 exons. Gene Ontology annotation, biological process: maturation of LSU-rRNA from tricistronic rRNA transcript (SSU-rRNA, 5.8S rRNA, LSU-rRNA). The record is from RefSeq and is a predicted model, not a curated record.